Molecule: messenger RNA, 723 nt
Organism: Malus domestica (apple)
Lineage: Eukaryota; Viridiplantae; Streptophyta; Magnoliopsida; Rosales; Rosaceae
Source: RefSeq, a predicted model, not a curated record
AUGGCUAGCUAUGCUACUGGACAUUACUUAUUCUCAAGUCGGAAGUUGGACGAGUCGACGACUGUUCGUAUAGAAAAGUACAAGUCUUUCCUCCAAAGAAUCACAAAUUCUGUUAAUAUUCGUCAUGAAGGCGGGAAAAUCAGCAACAUAAGUUUAGUGAGGUUCUACAUGUUCAGUAAUUCAACCGUCUGGAGCAGCAGCAAGGAAAAGGUGCAGCUAAUUGCAAACGUUUACAGACUCCAUAAAGAUGAGACCUUUGAUAUAGUUAGGGCGUUCACAGCUCAAUUUGGUAAUUGGAAGUAUGAUGACUGGCAAAAUAAAGUGGACAACCAUGUCGUUUUCAAGGCUGUGAAAAUUAUCAACAGAACAAACGCCGACUCCGCCAAGGUAGAAGUCCUCAGAAUUCCAAUUCCCGUUUAUACAACUGCAGAAAGUUGGUUAUUGUAUGUGCACAACUGUAUGAAGCACUACUGGGAACAUGCAAAGCGGUUACAAAAGAAAGAACAUGGAACAAGUCGAGUACUGGAGAAGUUGACAAAGCUGUUUCCUACGCUGAUUGAAGACAUGUAUGCGGGGUUGGCCCAGGCUCUAUAUGCUGAUAAAGUUAGACAUCCUCGGUUCAUGUCAAGGGAGAUAGUGAAAGGGGGUAAUCGCGGCAUGAGAAGCAAAGACAUUUCAAGGAGUUCGAAAAAAUUUAAUGAAUGGCAGUUACUUUUUGAGUAG